Molecule: messenger RNA, 2287 nt
Organism: Pseudo-nitzschia multistriata
Lineage: Eukaryota; Bacillariophyta; Bacillariophyceae; Bacillariales; Bacillariaceae
Source: the annotation of a GenBank genome assembly
CAAAGUGUUGAACCUCCAAUUACAGAUACAAUCACAACUAAAACUUCUGUACAACUACUGCUCCGACCAUGGGAAAGAUCAUCCACGACGUCGUUGGCCAGCGCCGGCCGAAGUGUGCCGAUGAAACAGCCCCAAUUUGUCCCAGCGAUUGCUGCAGCUCCGACGACGAAACAACCACAAAAGGAAUCCUUGGGGACCGCCGCCCAAAAAAACAGCAGCAACCCAUCGCCGUUGCCCGAGGCUACGUAAGGAUUGGUAUGGACGUGGACGUGGAUGCGAACGCGAACGCGAAGGCUGGAAACGGCAACGCCGCCGACGACGAGAACGACGACGACGGUGGUGGCGGCGAAAUAAAGGAACUCGUCGUUGUUGGCGCCGGGCCCCAUUCCCUGACGCUGGUCCUUCGAUUGCUGGAACCCGAGGCAGACCUUUUGUCGGACAAGACGCGGCACUACCGGGCCGAUUACGAUUCGAAAAUGAGGCCCAUCGCCAAGGUGCGGACCCACAUCCAGAAGCUUGCCAAGGGCCCGUCGGCGACGCUCCGGCAGAAGCGCAAGAAAAAGACGAAAUUCAACAAAACAAAAAYAAGCACGGCGGCCGUAACGGCAUUCGAUCCCGACGAAGACCCGCCCCCGAUCCCCCUUGAAACGAUCCGCGGUUCGGUCCUCGUCGUCGAUGCCAAGAGCGACCGGUGGCUCUCUCAGUGGAAACAAAAUUUCGAAGCCAUUGGCAUCCCCAAGCUGCGGUCCCUCAUGAACGCCCAUGCCGAUCCCUACGAUCACCGGGCCCUGGAGCAGUAUGCCGAGCUCCAGAAGCGAGACACCGAGCUGGUCCCCCUGCCACAGCUCCAGCAGAGGGACAGGGACUUUCACGGGCCCUACCAGGUGCCGAGCACGAGUUUGUUUCACGACUACCACGAUCUGCUGGCAAGGGGGUACGGGAUCGACGACAUUGUGACCCAGGGAACCGUCUCGUCGAUCGAGCCCUACAACGACGGUGACGCAGACGAGGAGCGGCCCUUGUUUCGCAUCACGAUCGAACGAGGGGCUGGCAGCGACGACGACAACGAGGAGGAUUCGACCGAGUCGUCGUCUACUGCUCUGGCAUGGUCCAGAAGCAGCAAGAAAACAAYUGUCGUUAGAACCAAGCGCGUCGUAUGUGCCAUGGGGCCGAUGUUCGACACCGGGGAAGCCUUUUGGGAGGCGGCACUGCGAAAGGAACUCGUUUCCAAAAGCGUUCCCUAUCCGUCCCACCGCAUUCUCCAUCCAGCGGAGAUAGUUCCGUUCCUCAAGAAGAAAAGGCUGCAAGAAGAAGAACAAGAACAGCAGCGACAGGAGCUGCAGAAUCAGCAAGAGCAAGAACAAGAGAACGCCCCGAACGAACGAGAACCCCUACCGUCCCCCGUUGCUGGAAUAGAACCUCCUUCUCCUCCGCUCUCUCGGUUGCUGAUCGUCGGUGGUGGAAUCACGAGUGCGCAGCUGGCUAUACAGGCUUCCAAAUCCUUUUCCUGGUGCUCCUCCGUCAAGCUCGUCCAGCGAUCCCGGGGCCUCCCCCGGCACUUUGACGUCGAGAACAAGUGGAUGGGCCCCCGACGGGGCCAGUUGCUUGAAUCCUUUUGGGAGCUGGACAUGCAGCAGCGCGCGGGCUUUCUCAAGGAUGCCCGCCGAGGGGGAUCGAUUCCGCCCGAGAUCCUAGAGGAACUCUACGAGCAAGCGGGGAGGAAGGGCUCAAACCUUGUCGUCCACGAGGAAGCCCAGAUCUCCAGGGUCCUCUGGAACGAUUCCAAGGAGCUCUUUACGGUCGAGAUGGACGACGGAUCGGAUUCCGGAGAAAACAUCUACGACAUGAUCUGGCUCRUCACAGGGAGUGAGAACCACCUGGACAACUACCCGCCCCUGUCGGGACUCCUUCGGACCGUCCUGCCGGUGGACACCUUUGGCGGGCUCCCGGUUCUGGCCCGGGACCUGUCGUGGAAGGGGCCCGAUCACGAGGAGGAAGAGCGGUGGAAGGGACUCGCGCGCAAGCGAAUGUGGUGCAUCGGAUCCCUGGCGGGCCUGGAGCUCGGUCCGGACGCCCUCAACCUAGUGGGAGCACGGCAGGGCGCCGUUCGCGUGGCCACUUGUCUGAGAAAGGACAUAAACGGGAGCGUGUCUUGAACGACUCGACUCUACUCGAUUCAGACGUGAUGACAAUAAGCCAUGGGGAAGAACGAUUUGCAUUGUUCAAAAAUAAACAUCCACUCCAUUGAAAUGCGAUCCCCGCAAGGCCAUAAAUAACACUGUACUAC